Molecule: messenger RNA, 2911 nt
Organism: Oncorhynchus mykiss (rainbow trout)
Lineage: Eukaryota; Metazoa; Chordata; Actinopteri; Salmoniformes; Salmonidae
Product: mitochondria-eating protein
Biological process (GO): mitophagy by internal vacuole formation; mitochondrial protein catabolic process
Cellular component (GO): mitochondrial outer membrane
Source: RefSeq, a predicted model, not a curated record
CCUACUUCACUUGUGCGCCUACAUCAUAAAGGAAGAACCGGCAGAAGACGCUUACGGUCUAUACAUUUCUCACAAGAAUAACCAGACUAUUACUGAAAACAAUGCAAGUGGCUUUAGCAAACAUUCUCAAUCUGUAUAUGAGUCAAAUGAGUAAAAAGCGUUGCCACAACUGAGAUGGUACUUGGCACCCGUUGUAACGAAGGUGGACAAAACGGCAAGGGCAAGAAUUUCUAAGGCGGGUAUAAAAAGGGAGCGCGCGCCUGUCACGGGCGCUCUCGCCCCAGAUUAAGUCCCACGGUUGUCCAAAGCGUUUUGAACCUUUCAAGAUUAGGGAGGGAGCAGACAUGGCCGACUCGCUAAGGAGGCUGGUGAACACAUCUUCCUUCAGCGUUCUACAGGACAAACUUGAGUCCUGGUACAAGGACUACCAUGUCAUCUCCUGUGAUCAGAAUCUGAACAGGUGCUGUGAAUUGGUAGAGCUCACCUCCAAGAUACAGGGUCAGCUCUUCACCAUCCUCAACUUCACUGCUAGAGAGGGUGGUCACUAUGCAGGAGUGGAUGUGCUCAAAUCACGCCUGCUGCCUUGGUUGGGGACUUGUUUCUCCAUGGCAACCUCCUCUGUCACCAACGACACCAGCCUCAACCUCAUCCAGGAGUCCGUGGAGAAGGAGAGGAAGAUCAGAGAGCUGUCUGCCUCCCAUGAGAACGACAUGCAGAAGAUGGAGACUCAGCUGUGCUCCACUCACCUACAGCUGGACUCUGUCAAACAGGAACUGGCGGAUGCUCAUCUGCAGCUGGACAACACAAAAAAUAUGUCAGCCACAACUCUGCUGGCCACCGAGGAUGAGAUACUACAGCUGAAAGCAGAGUUGCGUGCGGCCCGUGACCAGGUGGAGACCUAUAAGAGGAAGGUGGAUGUUCUGGAUGACUAUGAGAGACAGGUGCGUCUGCUGAGGGAUGAGGUGUCUUUCCUCACAGCAGAGAAGAGCAUGCUGCAGGAGAGGUUGGUGAGGAGUUGUUCCCCCAGCCCCCUGCCCAGACAGAGCCGCCCCUCCAGCCCUCUGAAGAGUGAGUCUCCCACCCGGGCCCAGCUCACCAAUUCGUCCCGCCACGCCAGGCUGGUGUCCCGCUUCAGUGACUUGUAUGCUGUGGAGCGCCUGGAGGCCCAGAGUCUGCUCCGACGCUACAUAGAUGACCUGGAGAUGGUCCAGAGAAUCAUCUUCAUUGCCACUGUGGAGGCCUUCCAGGCAGCCAAGCUGGCCUACCGUCAAUUCAAGCUGCGAGUAAAGAAGACCCUGUCACCCUCCCACCUGGGGCCGGAGACCCUGGAGGACUCGGUGGUGGACUAUAUCGUCAGGAACUUGGACCUCUACGACGUGCAGGCCAGUGUUAAUGACGUGAUCAACGCCAUGAAUGUAAACCCACGGAUCUCCUUCCCCCCGGAGGUGGACUUUGUCCUGAUCAACAGCUUCAUCCGGGAGACAUGCAGAGUGGCCUUCGCCAUGCAGACACUGGACUCUCCUCUGGACCUGGCUUUCACCAGCGGUGGAGAACUCUACAGCGACAACAAGUAUCGUCGUAGCUAUGACUCUGAGUUUACUGCUCCUCUGGUGGCGUACCAUGUGUGGCCAGCACUGGUGGAGGGGGACAGUGUCAUAGUGAAGGGAGAGGCAGUCACCAGGAGAGGAGCUCUGUGGAGGAGCAGAAGCAGGAGCUGCAGUCCUGUUCGCUCUGGCAGCCCCACACGCACUCUCGGGUUUAGUCGCAGCAGAAGCCCCUCUCCCGGACGUCUCUCCGCCAGUCGCCUGUAAACCCUAACUGACCACUGAGUUACAAAAGGAAAACCAAAUUCUACACAUCGAUUUCAUGUUUGCAACAAAGACAGAUCUUUAGCUUUAAUGGACUGGAUCCUGUCGUUAUUUGUCAGUUGUGAUGACUUGAUGUUAAGUAGUUAGACUCCGUGUCAAUAUGGACAUUGGUCCAGGGUUUACAGUAUUCUGGAGAGAAGUUCCAUGUUACCAUUACAGUAUCCAGAGACUCUGGCAGCUGGUCCGUUCAGAACAAUCCUUUCAGGGUGCUGUAGCAGCACGUGACAAGGCUAUGUGUGUGUUUAAUCUAUGCCCAUUAUCUUAGUGAUUCUUAACUGUGUACUAUGCAAAACCAGGAUGAUUGUGUGGUUGACCAUAAUGUAACUUUUUAAGGACAUUUAGACCUGCACAGUAUCAUUUUCUGAGACUGUUGUAGUUUAGGUUUUAUCUUUAACCUCAAACCUUGAUAGACUCUGGGUUAUAAUGAAUACAUUUUAAUGUCAUUUUAAUGUAAGUCUUAGCCUGCUUUUUUGUUAGAUUUUUUUGUUGUUGUAAGACACAUGGUGCUAAAGUUCAGUCAGAACUGUUCAACUCCACAAAAAACACGAGAGAUUGGUAUUGCUGAGAAUAAUGAUUAAGCGUACAGUUUAUAAAGUAAUCCGUUCCAGUCCAUGUUUCUUUUUUUUUGGUGUUGUGAUAUUAGCUAGAUGUGUGGUUUGGAUGGAUUUGUAACAAUAGAAGGGAUUUAAAGUUAUGCAAAACAUAUUCUGUAACUUCAAAUGGUUGACUUGAGAAAAGAUGCCUUUUUUUGUUAGUCCUAAUGAAGUUGCUUAUUAUCUACUGUACGCACAAGAUCCAAAAGCAACAUAUACCAUAUUUAGGAUAAUUGUUAGGCUCCACAUUUCAUUGAUUACAGCCUAACUAUUUUUCACUAUUUGAAAUCAUUAUACAGUCUAAUCUUUCAUUUUGCAUUAAACAGUGUGUUAGUGUUGUGUAUGCAAAACCUGGUGAUAAACCCCAAAAACUUGGACUCAAAUAUAUAUAUAAUGUAGUUGUGCUGUUCUUGUUACAGAAUACAAAAAAAUAAAUUAUAUACAGAGCGA